AUGUCCGAGCAAGCAACUAAGCCAAGAAAUUCAUCCCAUUUGAUCGGGGGCUUCUUUGGUGGGCUAACAUCUGCUGUUGCAUUGCAACCUUUAGACCUUUUGAAGACGAGAAUCCAGCAAGACAAGAAAGCCACGUUAUGGAAGAGUUUAAAGGAUAUAGACAACCCUCUACAGCUAUGGAGAGGUACUUUACCAUCAGCAUUACGAACAUCAAUAGGUAGUGCUUUAUAUUUAUCAUGUUUGAACAUUAUGCGGUCAUCUUUGGCAAAGAAGAGACAUGCUGUACCUUCAUCAAUUAAUGAUUCAAACACUGUUUACAAUAAGAGUAGUAGCUUACCACGAUUAUCCAUGUAUGAAAACCUACUAACAGGUGCAUUUGCAAGAGGCCUAGUCGGUUAUAUAACCAUGCCAAUCACUGUCAUUAAAGUCCGUUAUGAGUCUACUCUGUACAACUAUUCCAGUUUAAAAGAGGCAAUUAACCAUAUAUAUACUAAAGAAGGAAUUUUUGGAUUUUUCAGAGGGUUUGGGGCUACUUGUUUAAGGGAUGCUCCCUAUGCUGGUUUGUACGUACUAUUGUAUGAGAAAUCGAAACAACUACUGCCCAUGGUAUUGCCCACUAGAUUUAUUCAUUACAAUCCUGAGGGGGGAUUUACUACUUAUACCUCUACGACAGUAAAUACAACAAGUGCCGUGUUAUCCGCCAGUUUAGCCACCACAGUAACGGCACCGUUCGACACCAUAAAAACGAGGAUGCAAUUGGAACCAUCGAAGUUUACCAGUUCACUCAAGACAUUUACAUCUAUAAUAAAAAAUGAAAAUGUGUUGAAAUUGUUUAGCGGGUUGAGCAUGAGAUUGGCAAGAAAGGCUUUAAGUGCAGGUAUUGCAUGGGGUAUAUAUGAAGAGUUAGUCAAAAGAUUCGUGUAA
Molecule: messenger RNA, 924 nt
Organism: Saccharomyces paradoxus
Lineage: Eukaryota; Fungi; Ascomycota; Saccharomycetes; Saccharomycetales; Saccharomycetaceae
Gene: HEM25
Product: Hem25p
Exons: 1
Coding region: 1-924 (307 amino acids)
Biological process (GO): glycine import into mitochondrion
Cellular component (GO): mitochondrion; mitochondrial inner membrane
Molecular function (GO): glycine transmembrane transporter activity
Source: RefSeq, a predicted model, not a curated record